This is a messenger RNA of Ceutorhynchus assimilis (cabbage seed weevil), 2629 nucleotides long. NCBI's taxonomy places the organism in Eukaryota, Metazoa, Arthropoda, Insecta, Coleoptera, Curculionidae. The record is from the annotation of a GenBank genome assembly.
AUUUGUGCCUCCUAGAUUGAUUAUGGUAGCUUCUGGAAAAUACCGAUAUAAUAAUCCAUAGCUCAAGGAGUCCUAAAAAAUAUUAAAUACUCAAAUCUGUAAAAAUAUGUCUUGGAUAUUUGCAGUACUCACCAAAGCUGUUAUAAUUUGUAAAUUGCGAAUUGAAUUCAUUACCUUUAUGAAUAUAGGGAUAUUGAAAACACUGGAAUUUGGAUUUUAGUAUUUUUAAAGAAAAAAGUUUACAUUUUGAUAAGUAUUUUGACUUUGACAAGUAGCUGCUCCAAAAUACAAUAGUUUUUCUGUAGAGCUUGAUACUGAUCCAGAUUUGAGUCCAAGGUGUUAACAUUUUAAAAGUAUGAAUUUCCAAAUGCCUACGACGCACUUUUCCUGUAAGGUUAGUGUUCAGUAGAUUGUGGAUGGAAUUUACUAGUUCCGAGGAGAUGAUGACAAUGUUGUUUGCUUUAAAAAUAGAUCAAAAAACGCAAGUGAUUAGUUUAUCGACAAAUAAAAUGAAAGGCCCAGUAGAAGCUAAAAGCACGCGUAAGAAACAGCGGCUGGAAAAUAAGCAGAAGAAAAUGGCAGCUCUUUUGGAUAUAGCAAAAUUGAACGAAAACGACCGCGAAAAAGGGAAAACCAAGACGUUGAGGGACAGUAGCGAAGAUAGCGAUGACACUCCAAAUAAGAAGAUAAAAACCGAAACAGUUACCCACCAACCAGAAGUUGGGCCGUCCGGAAAGCCGAUCCUAUCGGGCAAAGAUUACCAAGAACUCAAAAAGAUGCUGAGAGAAAAAACCUCUAAAAUUACAAAGUGCCCAAAAUUUUGGCUAAGAGACUUGGGCGAAAAUGCUUUACUGAGACACCCUCUAGAAAAUCGGUGUCCUCUCUUUUUGUCAGACAUCCAACAUUUGCUCAUGUAUUCGCAGCUCGGUGUCCAUGCUCCGUAUUCGCCUGCAAGAUGGUGCAGUUUGGAUAAGUACAAUCAGUUGGCAAACGUUACAGUGCUGGUUAUUGAAAAUUUGUCUCUCUAUCACUAUGAGGCGUACCAAAGUCAUUUUCCUUUUUUGAGUUUGAACUUUGAGCAUAAGCUCGAAAUAAUUUCGCCGUUUUCUAAUAAUAGUGACGUAGUGAAGGAAUUGUCUUUGGUGCCUUUAUCCUCAACGCAAAUGCGAAAGGCUAUUACCGAAUAUGGAAGUCUCGAAGAAGCUGUCAGGAAUUCUACAGAAAUUGUUGAUACAGUAAAUCAUUUUUUCCCCAUUAUGCAAGACACGAAAGAGGAAAUUUAUAUCAACAAUAGCAAUUUACCUGAAACGGACAAAUUUUCUAGAAUUACUUUGUUAUUAUCUGGAUGGCAAAUGGUCGAAGAAAAUUUCCCACUUCCCAUUAAAGGACUAAUGGAAAGAAAAUAUUCCGACUAUGUACUGACAAAGAAAAGUUACAAAAGUGUCACUGCCCAUAGUCCAAUGAUGGGCAUCGAUUGCGAAAUGUGCAAAACCACUACUGGCGAUUUGGAACUAACAAGGAUCUCAGUCGUAAAUGAAAAACACGAAAUAAUUUACGAUACGUUGGUGAAACCGCAAAAUAAAAUUGUAGAUUACCUGACCAGGUAUUCGGGAAUCAACCCGAAAAUGAUGAAAAAUGUUACAAAACGACUUGCAGAUGUUCAGAGGGAGCUCAGUGCCUUGUUACCGAAUGACGCUAUUCUUGUUGGCCAGUCUUUGUCUAAUGAUUUGCAUGCUGUUAAAAUGAUGCACCCCUAUGUUAUUGAUACUAGUGUAAUCUACAACCUAUCAGGUGACCGUACCCGUAAAACCAAACUCCAAAUCCUAGCUCGCGAGUUCUUGGACAUGAAAAUUCAAAUGGGUACCAGAGGCCAUUGCAGUUCUGAAGACAGUUUAGCCUGCUUGAAGUUAGUCCAACUAAAACUCACGAAACACUUAUACUACGGUGACGCUGUUAUGAACUCUGUCUACACUGAACAAAGAGCUUAUCCAGAUUUGGGUACGGCAAAUUAUGCUACUAGUAUGCUGAAGCAAUGUGUUAAGGCUGGCAAUGCAGCGCACGUUGUUGGUGUUGAUGAUUUAGCUGACAAUUAUAAGUUUUACUUCGACAAAGAUGGUAAAGAUAAUGGAAAAAUUAAAUGUACCAAAGCGGAUUCGAACAGGGAUGUGAUAACGCAUUUGUGCAAUGGCAUUCUAUUGAAUAAUCUCAAUAUUGGACACAUAAGGAUAGCUGAAGAUCAACUGACAAACGACUGCCAUAAGGUAUUUCAAAAAUUAGACAGAUGGAUCAGUGAAAUGCAUCAUUCGGCAGUGCAACCGUCUUUGUUGUCAGUAAUCUUCAGUGGGAAUAAAAACGGCGGGAACGGUGUUUGCUGUUUACAGCUUAAGAGAGACUACAUAUUGUGAUGAAACCAUAAAGUAUAUUCUUUGUUAAUAUACAUAAUAAAAUCCUUACUGCAUUGGAAGUAAUUGAUAAAUUUUUAUAUUAUUUUAAUGUAUUGUUUUUCAAUUUUUGAUUUUUUUUUUUACUUCACUGGUAGGUAUUGAUGAUAAUCUUUUUGUUUAUUUGAAUUCCAAAGACGAGAAGAAACACAGUACCUACAUCAACGAAUAAACAUUUGUAAAGUUGA